AUGGAUCAACUGAUGGCCCAAUUGAUUGAUAUGGGCUUUGAUGCAGAGGUGUCAAGGCUGGCACUUGAACAGACAAAGUGUGUGUCAUUAGAGCGUGCCAUUGAGUUUAUAUAUAGUUUAUCCAAUCCAUCUGCACCAGAUACAACAAUGACGACAGCUCCAACAACGAUACAGGAGACAACGACAUCAACAACUACAGCAGUCAGUCAACUACAGAGACAGGGCACAUCAGUAUUGUCACAACAGCAGCACUCCCAGUCACAGAGACAGCCAUCAAAGAAAAUGCGCACGAGCAGCAAUGUAAAUACAUCGUUUGACUCGAGCCAGGGAGGCGACUAUGACGACAGCGACGAAGAGUACUAUGGCGAUGCCGACGACUAUCAGUUUGACGAGCCCGUCAUUGAGGCCAUGGCCACGUCCAACACUGUUCUACAGGCGGCCGAUCUCAUCAAGUCGGCACUGGAGGAGAUCCAUCGCAUUGAGGACAUCACAGAGUCGUCGCCUUGUGCCGCCACGCUCAUGUUGAUGCACUACCAAUGGAAUGGCAACAAGCUGCUCGAACAGUACUACGAGAACCCCGAUCGCGUCAAGAAGAAGGCUGGCGUUCCCGACAAGGAGGAGUUUGUAGCCAACACCUCUACACAACAUGAAUGUAUCGUCUGUUGUGAUACAAUGGAUACUCAUAACACUUGUUAUCUAUCUUGUAAACAUUAUGCAUGCUCUACAUGUUGGAAGAGUUAUCUUUCUUUAAAGAUAGCAGAGGGAGAGUCAAUGGGCAUCACAUGUAUUGGUUUUAAGUGCUCACAUAUUGUGUCUGACAGCUUCAUCAAGACAGUUGUACCAGAGUCCUACCAAAAGUACCUGGAGAGACUGGCCCUAACAUUCGUCGACAAGAAUCCAAACAUGAGAUGGUGUCCAACUGCAGGUUGUGGAAAUGCUUUGAAAGCUGACAGCCAGUCAGAGUCUGUUGCUCAAUGUACAUGUGGCUUUAGGAUCUGUUUCAAGUGCAACCAGGAAUCGCACGUACCAGCCAGCUGUGAGCAAAUCAAGCUGUGGAAGAAGAAGAAUGAGGAUGACUCUGAGACUGCCAACUGGAUCCAGACUCAUACACAAGAUUGUCCAAAGUGUCACUCUGCCAUUGAGAAGAAUGGAGGUUGCAAUCAUAUGACAUGUAAGAAAUGUACUCAUGAAUUCUGUUGGAUAUGUAUGGGAGAUUGGAAAGGACAUAGCUCAUGUAACUCUUACAAGAAGGAAGGAAACAGCAACAAGUCUGAUACAAAGAAGGCGUUGGAGAGAUAUUUGUUCUACUUUCAUCGUUACAACACUCAUGAGCAGAGCAAGAAGUUUGAGACCAAGCUUCGCAAGGACGCCCUCGACACUAUUCUGGCACUGCAGAGCAAGCAGGACAAGCGUUGGAUCGACGUCAAGUUCAUCGAGACAUCGACCGAGACCCUGAUCCAGUGCCGUCGUACACUCAAGUAUACCUACGUGUUUGGAUUCUACCUGGACGAGGGCACCGAGAAGAACCUGUUUGAGUUCCUCCAGUCUGAUCUGGAGAAGACCACCGAGCGUCUGUCUGGUCUGCUCGAGGCUGGCGAGAACCAGAACAUUAUGGAGCUAAAGGAGGUCACCAACCUCGCUUCGAACAAGUUGAUGCAUCUGCUCGAUGGAAUUGAGGAGGGAUUGACUACUCAGCCAAACAAGUUGCGU
Molecule: messenger RNA, 1710 nt
Organism: Acytostelium subglobosum LB1
Lineage: Eukaryota; Evosea; Eumycetozoa; Acytosteliales; Acytosteliaceae
Exons: 4
Biological process (GO): positive regulation of proteasomal ubiquitin-dependent protein catabolic process; ubiquitin-dependent protein catabolic process; protein polyubiquitination
Cellular component (GO): ubiquitin ligase complex; cytoplasm
Molecular function (GO): zinc ion binding; ubiquitin protein ligase activity; ubiquitin conjugating enzyme binding
Source: RefSeq, a predicted model, not a curated record